AUGUGUGGCCGGGGAAGCUCGCCCACCGCCUCCGGUCUCAUCUUCAUAUCACCAGAUGCGCCCGCGUCCACGGGAUCUACAUCCAUGGCUGCAACACAUGGCCAGUUAUGGCCUCACCUGCAAUCUAAUGAGGUGACACUACUCAACUAUGCUACAGAUGACCCACGCGAUGUCAUUACCUUGGGGCACAAACAGGAAUUAGUGCUUCAGCUCUAUCACCAAGUCCAGGAACAACAGCUAGAGAAAGCAUUACUUGAACAAAACCUGGAACCAGUCUCGGGCGAAGAUGUUGAGGAACAGCUUGCGGUCGCAGAACGCGAGCUUCUAGAAGCGCGAUCUACCUACACGGUCAAGGAGAAAGCCAUUCGCACGGUCCUCAUGACAGGGCCUAUUCUCAAAGCCGUUCACCUCAAGGCUGCUACCCCGGCGGAGAGGGCCCUUCUUUCUCUGGUGAACCGACGCGACGUGCUCGCGCUUGCGCAUGAGAAUCUUGCUGCUGCCCAUGACUUGGUGCUGAAGCAAAUCUCAGACUUGGAAGUAAAGAACCUUCAGAUCAAUAGUGAAAAUCAGGAGCUAGUGCGCCAACUCCUGGAGCUCACUAAAGAAGAUUCAUCAUGGCGAGAGAAGCUCGAAGACUCCGAGCUAUUAUCACAACUAGAUGAGUCGGAAACAGAUCUGAAGGCGCGUAAAGCUCAAUGGGAGACUAUGAAGUCCAUUGCCAGUGCCAUAGUUGUGGGCAGUGGACUAAACUGGGCCGAUGACGACAUGCUUCGCGCGUUGGUGCUGGAUGAAAGUGAUGACUGA
Messenger RNA from Penicillium bovifimosum, 804 nucleotides. Its product is annotated as centromere protein H. Gene Ontology annotation, cellular component: kinetochore. The record is from RefSeq and is a predicted model, not a curated record. Gene Ontology annotation, biological process: kinetochore assembly. The coding region runs from base 1 to 804 and encodes 267 amino acids. NCBI's taxonomy places the organism in Eukaryota, Fungi, Ascomycota, Eurotiomycetes, Eurotiales, Aspergillaceae. The transcript has 3 exons.